Messenger RNA from Miscanthus lutarioriparius, 795 nucleotides. The record is from the annotation of a GenBank genome assembly. Lineage: Eukaryota; Viridiplantae; Streptophyta; Magnoliopsida; Poales; Poaceae.
AUGGGGGCUCUCGACGUGCCUAAGGUCGUCCAUGGCCGCCAAGGAUGGCGUCUGAUCACCUGCAUGUGGCUCCACGCCGGAGUUGUUCAUCUGCUCAUCAACAUGCUCUGCCUCGUCAUCAUCGGCAUACGCCUCGAGCAAGAAUUCGGGUUUGUGAGGAUCGGUCUGGUCUACCUCAUCUCUGGAUUCGGCGGGAGCCUGAUGUCUGCUCUCUUCAUACAGUCCAAUGUCUCCGUUGGGGCCUCCGGUGCUCUGUUCGGCCUCAUUGGCUCCAUGCUCAAACGCAAACAAGGUGGCGGCGCUGCUAACGCUGGUGCUGGUGAUCGUGGGGAACCUGGCGCUGGGCUCCUCCCCCGGGUGGACAACUUCGCCCACAUCGGCGGCCUCAUCUCCGGCUUCCUCCUCGGCUUCGUCUUCUUCAUCCGCCCGCAGUUCGCCUGGCAGAGACGAGUAUCAGCAGCAGCGGCAGAAGCGCCGCAGCCUGGCGGGCAACCGUGUACACGACGACGGCGGCGCUGCUCAGCCGCCGGUCUCGGUGAAACGCAAGCACAAGACGUACCACUGUUCCGUGGGUACAACGCGAACGAGCACUGUCCCUGGUGCCACUACCUCAGCUGCGUGCCGACCAAGAGGUGGAGGUGCGACGCGUCGCCGACCACGUGCACGGGGACGCUGCAGGAGAACACGCUCACCGUCGUCUGCGCCGGCGGCAGGAACCAGACGUACGUCGUCGCGUCGGCCGCGGACGCGUCGCAGGACAGGAUCAACGACCUCUGCAACCAGCUCUGCACCUAG